AUGUUUAUAUGGGGCUUUGUGUUGGCAGCGAGUCUGGUGGCGACAUUAGUCUACCGACACUAUUUCCAUCCGCUAUCCCAUAUCCCUGGGCCCAAAAUAGGCAUAUCAACCCGUGCCUGGCAGAGCUGGCGGUAUCUAAAAGGACAAUGGCAUACCGAUAUCCUCGAACUACAUGCACGGUACGGCCCAGUGGUACGCAUCGCCCCAAAUGCGGUAUCUAUACUCGACGCCAAUUAUGGACUACGGGCAAUCUACGGCCAUGGCACCAAAGCGACGAAGACCGACUGGUAUCGGAUUUGGAACAGCAGUGGGAAGAUAUCCAACACUGCCUUUAGUGAGAUAGAUGUCAAUGAGCAUUCACGAAAACGCAAGCAAGUUGCGAAAGCCUAUGCUAUGACAUCUAUUCUCAAAAUGGAAAAAUACAUUCAAGCUAUUGUUGAUCAGAGCAGAGAAACGUUUGCAGAAUGCGUCGCAGAUGCGAGAAAAGGUGAGACAUGGGCAGUCUUGGACAUGGCGGUUUACACUCAAGCGUUUGCCUUCGACGUUCUAGGAGAAAUUGGGUUCGGGGGAAGCUUUGAUCUUUUGAAAACGAGAGGCGAGGGACCUUCAAAGUCUAUUGUCGAAGCGAUUGAUUUGAGCUUCCUGGUCCUGGCAAACUCGGGAUACCUUCCUGGCAAGCUUCGUUGGUUAAAGUCCAACGGAAUCAGAACAAUCUGCAAGUUGGCCAACAUUGACCUGAGCAGACUUCAGCAACUGUUCAAAGUGACUCAAUAUGCCGACGAGAUGAUCCUGAAACGGAAACAAGAGAAAGCUUCACGCACCGAUCUACUUCAACAGUUCAUUGAUUCUAAAACUAGCGACGGCAAGCCUCUAGACCAUCCAGAACUGCUCGGAGAAGUUGUGAGUCUCUUGGGAGCCGGAGCAGAUACCACAGCCAUUGGUAUUCGAGCCGCCUUGGGUCCCUUGGUUCUCGAUCGCACUGGCUAUCGAAAGCUUAUAGAGGAGAUUGACUCUUUUUAUGCCACCCACAAUCUGGAAGGUCGGGAGAUAAAGUACACAGAAUGCCUGGACUUGCCCUAUCUUCAGGCGGUGAUUAAAGAAGGCCUAAGAAUGCACCCGUCCAUCCAGUUCCAACUUCCUCGUUUUUCCCCUGCGGGUGGCGUCACGAUAUGCAAUGCAUACAUCCCUGCAGGGACGGAGAUUUCCAUGUCACCGGUUGCGAGCAACCGCGAUAAAGCCGUAUUUGGAAAAGAUGCAGACAUUUGGAACCCGGAUAGGUGGUUAGAAAGCAACGAGAGAACGGCUUGGAUGGAUAAGCAUAAUGCCACGUUCGGAUAUGGUGCAAGGUCCUGCUUGGGAAAAAAUAUCGCUUUGGUGGAAAUCAAUCUCUAUGUCGUACAGCUGCUACGUCACUUCGAACUCAAAAUAGCCAAUCCCAGUGAGCCAUGGAAAGUCCACACCUGCUGGUCGUCAAGUCAAAAGAACAUGUUUAUGAAAGUAACCGAGCGGAAUCGGUAG
This is a messenger RNA of Penicillium crustosum, 1518 nucleotides long. RefSeq names its product cytochrome P450. Gene Ontology annotation, molecular function: oxidoreductase activity, acting on paired donors, with incorporation or reduction of molecular oxygen; monooxygenase activity; iron ion binding. The record is from RefSeq and is a predicted model, not a curated record. The transcript is spliced from 3 exons. Bases 1 to 1518 code for a protein of 505 amino acids. Lineage: Eukaryota; Fungi; Ascomycota; Eurotiomycetes; Eurotiales; Aspergillaceae.